Monopterus albus (swamp eel) is the source of this 5736-nucleotide messenger RNA. It is a transcript of the gene malrd1, whose product is annotated as MAM and LDL receptor class A domain containing 1. The record is from RefSeq and is a predicted model, not a curated record. Gene Ontology annotation, cellular component: membrane. Gene Ontology annotation, molecular function: protein binding. The transcript is spliced from 28 exons. NCBI's taxonomy places the organism in Eukaryota, Metazoa, Chordata, Actinopteri, Synbranchiformes, Synbranchidae.
UUGUGUCGAGCAAUAAUGAGGCUGAUGACAUUGCCGUUUGGAUUGGUGUGGCUGCUGUUGGCCUUCUGUCUGGUGUUUACCCCUGAGUGUGGUGGAGGCUGUUUAACCCAGGACUUUACCUGCAAUAAGGGACUAUGUGUGUCUGAGGAUUGUGUGUGUGACUUUGAAGACAACUGUGGAGAUGGCAGCGAUGAGAAAAAUUGUGAUUUCACAGUUAUUUAAUUACUUCCUUAAUUCUCUAUCCAUUCAGCCUCCGAGUGCAACUUUGAGAGUGGCUCUUGUGGCUGGUACGAGCUCACCCCCGGUGAUGGUUUUGACUGGGUCAGGGGUUCAUCUGUGGAGGUGCCCCCGGAAUACUACAACCGUCCACCACCCUUGGACCACUCUACAAACAGUACUGAAGGUCACUUCAUGUUUAUCCUGAAGAACAGCAGCAGUCUUAACCCGAGAGCUGUGCUCCGAGGACCCUGGUUCCAACAGUCAGCCUCAGGCUGCACCAUGACCUUCUGGCAUUAUAACUCAGGUAUAUCUGUGGGGGCUGCAGACAUGUAUGUUCGCAUCAGUGGAGUCCAAAACAACACUGUCAUAUGGCGAACACUGUAUGACCAGGGACCCCGUUGGCACCAGGUCACAGUGCAGCUGGGUCGCAUCACUCAGCCCUUCCAGAUCGCUCUGGCUAAGAUCAGCCUUGGUGUGUUCGAUGGGGUCUGCGCCUUGGAUGAUGUCACCUUCAAAAACUGUUCGAUGUCCCCAGCAGUGUCACAGUGUCCCCUGGACACACAUUUCCACUGUGCACAGACCAAAGCAUGUGUGGAGCACCUGCAGCUGUGUGACCUUGUGGAUGACUGUGGGGAUGGAUCAGAUGAGGAGGGAUGUUCUCCAGAGCUGCAGUGUAACUUUGAGCAAGGACUGUGCAGCUGGAAGCAGGAGCAGAGUGGAGGAGAUGUGUUUGACUGGACCCGCAUCCAAGGCCCCACUCCAUCCUUAGACACAGGUCCCUGGAAGGACCACACACUGGGAACCCACUACGGCCACUACCUCUACAUUGAGUCAUCUGAACCCCAAGAGUUCAAGGACACGGCUGUAUUACUGAGCCGAGUCUUCCAACCCACCCACCAGCGCGGCAAAGACCCGUCCAAGUCACGCCACCACUGUGCUUUCCGCUUCCAUUACCACAUGUUUGGAUCACAUGUGUUCUGCCUGGCAGUAUACCUUAGGACAUCCUCUACAGGCCGUGGCCACAUGCUGUGGGUACGAUAUGGAGACCGGGGAAACCUAUGGCACAGGAAGACUCUCUACCUCAAUAGCGCUCGGCCUUUUCAGAUUUUGAUUGAAGGUACAGUAGGAGAUGAUUUCAAAGGAGACAUUGCUAUUGAUGACCUUUCCUUCCUUGACUGUGUCCCAUAUGAAGGAGAGCUCCCCACAAACCCCACUCUCCCCGUUGUGACCACUCCACCCCCCACAGUCCAGCCCCACAGCUGUCCCAUUGGAGAGUUUGUAUGUGGGGCAUAUGGAGAGUGUGUGCCGGAGAGUAAAGUGUGUGACUUCAAACAUGAUUGCUCAGACGGCUCUGAUGAAAUAAACUGCGUGAAGGAACUGUGUGAUUUUGAAGGUGGUGACACUUGUGGUUGGAGGAAUGUCGACCCCUCUCUGGUCGCAAUUCAUGCAUUUCGCUGGUCACCUGAUCAAGGGGAAAGCAUUCAUGAUGGAGAGCAGUACCAUCGUCCAUUUAAUGACCACACCAUAGGCAGCCCUGAGGGUUGGUAUAUGUGCGCAGACAGUUCAAAUGGUCGUUAUGGUCAUACCACUGACCUGCACACACCUGUCAUCUCCUCCACUGGGCCACAAUGCACCCUGGUCUUCUGGUAUCACAUGGGUGGAUUCACCGUGGGAUCACUAAAGGUGCUGCUGAAGUACAGAAAUGUCACUCACGAGGUUUGGUCUCAGACUGGUAACCAAGGCAACAAAUGGAAACGAGGAGAAGUGUUUUUGGGGUUAUUAAACAAGUUCCAGGUAAUGUUCAGGGCGAAGCGAGGGAUCAGCUACAUGGGCGAUGUGGUGAUUGACGAUGUUAGCUUCCUGGACUGCUCCCCUCCUCUUCCUUCAGAUGAGCCAUGCACACCUGGGCAGUACGCCUGUGCCAAUGGGGGGUAUAGUGGAAGCUGCAAUUUUGAGUUUGACCUCUGUUCCUGGCACCAGUGCCGACACGAUGACUUUGAUUGGGCCAUCAAGGCAGGCAGCACUCCAACAGUUGGCACUGGGCCAUCAAGUGAUCAUACCCUGAGAGACCCUUCAGGACACUACCUUUACCUGGAGAGCUCAUUCCCACGGGCAGUUGGAGACACCGCACGUAUUUCAGGGCCUCUGCUAAGCCACAGGAACACAUGGUGCAAGAUGCGUUUCUAUUACCACAUGUCUGGGGACGGCAUCGGGACCCUCAGUGUGUUCAAGAAGAGCGAAGGAAAUCUGCAUCUCUUGCUGAACCUGACUGGAGAUCAGGGCAAUUACUGGCAGAGGAGGGAGGUCUUGCUGAGCCACAGGAGAGAUUUCCAAGUUGUAUUUGAGGGCAAAGUGGGCCGAAGUCCAAAAGGUGACAUCUGCCUAGAUGACAUCAGUCUCUCACCAGGAUGUCUGCUCACCUCCUCAGCUGGAAACUGUGGGACUUCCUGCUCCUUUGAGGACGGUCGCUGUGGUUGGAAAAGCUCCCAGGCUGAUAUCUUUGAUUGGACACUGGGGACUGGAUCUGUCCACAGUAUACGGCCCCUGCAUGAUCACACUUUGAUGGAUGAAAACGGUCAUUUUGUUUAUCUGGAAGCUACACCACUGGGACUGAAAGGUGACAAAGCUCAUAUUAGAAGCUCUGUUUGGAAAGAGUCUAGUGCCAUCUGCAAGCUCUCUUUCUGGUACUACAUUUCCCACAAGGCCUCAGGAACCAUUCGUCUGAUGAUAAAGACCGAGAACAAUUUGUUGGAGCUGUGGAAAAAGACGGGGCAUCAGGGUAACGAGUGGAACCAAGCUGAGGUCCCCCUGAGGAAGCUGAGGAACUUCGAGGUGAUAUUUGAGGGGAUCCGCUCGAGGGACGUGAGUGGAGGAGCUGCCCUGGAUGAUCUGGAGUACAUAGAUUGUGCCCCAAAUGCUGUGGAGCCAGUUAGUUGUCCUGCAGCCACAGACUUUGUGUGUCAGAGUGGCGACUGCAUUGAGUCCCACCUGGUGUGUGACAACAAGGCCGACUGUGCUGAUGAAUCAGAUGAGGUAGACUGCGACCAUAUAGUUGGCUCACCGGGUGCUUGUAAUUUCAAUAUGGAGGAAGAUCAGUGGCAAGACACCUGCCAGCUUGAUCAGGAUCAUAAUGAUGAUUUUGAUUGGAGGAUUGGUGCCCAGACUGAGACGCCAGGAGCUGGACCUCACACUGACCACACUCCAGGGGGUGGAGGGAAGUUCCUGUACAUACAUUCGGCCACUCAGAGGGAGGGCGACAUUGCCAGGGUGACAACCAGGAGUCCAUUUCCAGCCAGCAUUGGCUUGUGUCACCUGCGUUUCUGGUUCUUCAUGCACAGCUCUGAUAGGAUGGGAACGCUGAAGGUUUAUACUGUUGGACCUAAUGGUACCAGUCUGAUGAUGUGGGCGGCCACCGGCAACCAUGGCAACCAGUGGACAUACGCUAAAGUCAUCCUGUCCAACCCGGCACCUUUCAGAGUGACCUUCCAGGCGGAGGUGGGUGGAGACAUGUGGACAGACAUUGCCCUGGAUGACAUUUCCUACACUGCAGAAUGUAUGGUAGGAGGGCCAGUAACUCCUCAACCUCUGACCUGUGGUGUGGACCAGUUCCAGUGUGCGUACUCCUUUCAGUGUAUCCCAGAGAGCUGGCGGUGUGACCAAGAGCCAGACUGCAAUGAUAAGUCUGAUGAAGAGGAUUGUUCGACCUCACUACCUGGUACUCUUCCUCCUCAAGACCGUUGUUCUGCUGGGUAUUUUCAGUGUUCAAACUCUUUCUGCCUCCCAUCCAUACUUCGCUGUGACGGGGUCCCUGACUGCCCCCAUGGAGAGGAUGAGUAUAGUUGCUCUAUGCUGCAGUGUGAGCUAGGAGAACUGGUGUGUGAAGGUUUGCCUGGUUGUAUCCCACUUCAGAAGCGCUGUGACCAGCACUCCGAUUGUCUGCCUUUCCACUCUGAUGAGUCCAGUUGUCACGAUUGUCCCCCAGUGUAUUGCCUGGAUCGCGGCUUAUGCCUUGUGCAGAGACACGGGCCUGUUUGCAUGUGUUAUCCAGGAUGGACCGGUAACCGGUGCCAUGUGAAGGAGAAGCCGUCUCUCUCUACCUUGACACCAAAACCAGAGGACACACAGCUGGGUGCUGUGUAUAUUGGUAUCGCCAUCAGUCUUCUGCUGCUUGUAGCUGUAGCUGCUGUUUGUGUUCUGGCUCUGUACAAGAAAAAAUGCUACUUAAUAAAGCCUGACCCAAUGGAUUAUGGGGUGAUGGAUAGCCCAGCCUUUGACUGGAAAACAGAGCUCCCAUCUCUGGAUGAAAGGCCAGGCAGUUGUUCCAGAGUUAACCCCUGGUGGAGAGGUGGUCGGGGGCUUUCCAUCAGUGUCUACCCUUGGAGGAGGGAGGUGGAGCAGGGUUUGACCUGGAGAGAUGCCAAGCUAUCCUUCACCAACCCGUUGUACAGUUACUCCCCUGAUACUAAAGGCGCUGACCACAAAAGCUAAACGUUGUUUGUCAGGGAGGCAAACCUGCCCAUGAUUAUUGAAUUUAAGACCUGAACAAACUGUGUCCACAAUAAAUUUACAUUUAAAGAGGUGAACAGCUAUAUAUUUAUAAAAUAUAAAAGCAAUGAUUUUAAUGCAAUGGGAGUGCAAAUUGUACCACAUAGUCUGGAAACUCUUAUGCAUGUUUACAAAAUGAUGAGCUGCAGACACAAGUGUUUCAGAAAGCAUUGCCUUCAAACAGUCCUUGAUAUAGACUCUAAAUAUAUAAAUUAUCCCAAAAAGUGUAGCAGUGUAGUAAUAGUGCAACUCUUGCUUGCAGAAAUGGUUGCGAGUGCCUUGCAUGGUGAUGGAACGUUUCACUUAGUGCUGGCAGGAAACCGUUCAUUAAUCUGAAAGGCUCUUCUGAACACACAGUGAGCUCUGACUUCAUUAGCGAUCAGUUUUAAUCUUCACAAGUGCAAACAAAAUAGUUUGCUCCCGUUGAAUCUGUAAAUUAAAGUCCAGUGUCCUGCAGAUGCUUUGUGUGAACUGACUCACACUGUCUGUAUCAACCAGAGCAGAGCAGACGGAUCAUAAACACACUGUGAAACCAGCCGUUAUAAAUCUCAUGAGUGUUCAGGCAGGUCUCUCCUCAGCUGUGUUUCAUCAGAUAUACCAUCAUAAAUUCUUUUUUUUUCUCUUGGCAUGAUUAUUUAAAAGACUGGGCCUUGUACAGUUUUGUGAAAUAUGCUGAAAACAGCAUAACGUCAUGCGCAGUAGGCAGCUUCUUAUCAGACUGCCAUUAAGUUUGUCACCCAGAGUUAUAUGAGAAGAGAGGGCUGAUAACACUUGGCUGAAGGUCUGUUAAAUGUGAAGCUCUACAGGCAGUUGCCAGCCGAGCAGGUCUAAAACCUGCUAAUUGAGCACUGUAUACCUCAUGUAUCUCAUAUGCAUUAAACUAAAAUGUAAAAACAACGAUUAGUGGUGGUUCUCAUAAUGAGAGUGCUACUGUAUCCGGCUCCUCUUCCAUCUCAUGGCAGAAAACACAUA